Exophiala spinifera is the source of this 753-nucleotide messenger RNA. RefSeq lists its product as uncharacterized. Bases 1 to 753 code for a protein of 250 amino acids. The transcript has 3 exons. Lineage: Eukaryota; Fungi; Ascomycota; Eurotiomycetes; Chaetothyriales; Herpotrichiellaceae. The record is from RefSeq and is a predicted model, not a curated record. Gene Ontology annotation, molecular function: GTP binding; GTPase activity.
AUGGCCGACCCAUCAUCCGCACCCAAGCCCAGCAGCAGCGUCAAGCUCGUCCUGCUCGGGGAAGCAGCCGUUGGAAAGUCUUCUUUAGUCCUACGAUUUGUCAACAAUGAUUUCCAAGAGAACAAAGAGCCAACGAUUGGUGCCGCUUUCCUGACGCAAAAGAUCUCUUUGCCCAACCGAAUCAUCAAAUUCGAGAUAUGGGAUACCGCGGGUCAAGAGCGCUUCGCCUCUCUGGCGCCCAUGUACUACCGAAAUGCACAAGCUGCGCUCGUUGUCUACGAUCUGACCAAGCCUACGUCUCUCACCAAGGCUAAACAUUGGGUGGCAGAACUACAAAGGCAAGCUUCGCCAGGUAUCGUGAUUGCGUUGGUCGGUAACAAACUGGACCUCUGCGCGGAGUCGUCCGGUGACUCUGAAGCUUCUCCAGAAGAUGGCGAAGAAACUGAGUCCAACACGGAAGCUGAGCCUACUGACAAUGGAGACGCACGCAAAAUCUCGACGAGAGAAGCCAAAUCAUAUGCCGAAGAAGAAAGCUUGUUGUUCUUUGAGACAUCGGCAAAGACAGGCAUAAACGUGGCUGAAGUAUUCUCAGCAAUUGCAAAUGCUAUCCCAGAGACGUCGCUGAAAGGGGCGAGAGGAGCCAGUGGUGGUGGUACCCAAGCCGCGUUGUCCGGCGCCGCAAACCGAGCAGAUGAGGCGAGGGUCAAUUUGGCGGAUCGCGCAAAGCAGAAGAGCAAUGACUGUGCUUGUUGA